GAUCAACUAAAAAGCUUUUCUCUGUUUAGGUUGUGGAAACAAAGCCAGCAGAAGCAAAAAUGUCUCACAUAGCUGUGGAGAGAAACCGGAGAAGACAGAUGAAUGACCAUCUCAAGGUCUUACGCUCCUUGACCCCUUGUUUCUACAUCAAGAGGGGAGACCAAGCAUCAGUCAUAGGGGGAGUAAUAGAAUUCAUCAAGGAGUUACACCAAGUGCUACAAUCUUUGGAGGCCAAAAAACAAAGGAAGAGCCUAAGCCCUGGCCCUGGUACUCCAAGUCCAAGGCCACUCCAACUAUCUCCUCAAAUUGAUAAUACCCCCCUCGGAAUCGACCUCAAUAAGGAGCUCGGAGGAGCUUGUUGUAACUCUCCGGUUGCAGACGUGGAGGCGAAGAUUUCUGGAUCGAACGUUAACUUGAGGACGAUUUCUCGGAGGAUUCCGGGCCAGGUUGUGAAGAUUAUCAAUGUGUUGGAGAAGUUUUCCUUUGAGAUUCUUCAUUUGAAUAUCAGCAGCAUGGAAGACACUGUUCUUUACUCCUUCGUCAUCAAGAUAGGGUUGGAGUGCCAGCUGAGUGUGGAGGACCUAGCCAUCGAAGUUCAAAAAAGUUUCUGCUCCGACGAGGCUUAUAUCAACAUGUAGAAGAAGCAUAUGGAACUAUAGGUCUAAUAGCACUUAUCUUUACAAUG
Rhododendron vialii is the source of this 685-nucleotide messenger RNA. Its product is annotated as transcription factor MUTE. Gene Ontology annotation, molecular function: DNA-binding transcription factor activity; protein dimerization activity. Gene Ontology annotation, biological process: guard cell differentiation; positive regulation of DNA-templated transcription; stomatal complex development. The coding region runs from base 60 to 638 and encodes 192 amino acids. The record is from RefSeq and is a predicted model, not a curated record. The transcript is spliced from 3 exons. Lineage: Eukaryota; Viridiplantae; Streptophyta; Magnoliopsida; Ericales; Ericaceae. Gene Ontology annotation, cellular component: nucleus.